UCAAUGAUGACAGCUCUGUUUUGACUUUUUGAGUUGACAUAACCGCAAAUAGGAUAAGAUAAAUAAAUAAAAAUCAGAAGAGAUUUUUAAAUGACUAUGAAUUAAUAGUAUGAAUACUUUCUGAUAUUAGGUAUAAAAUUGAAUAUAACAAUAUAUAUGACAUUUAUGUUUAUGAAGAUAACUCGAAAUUAAAAUGGACAGAAGUAAGCCCAUACCAGGGACUAGAGGUCCCAAAGCAAAAAUGACUCAACAACCACCAGAUAUGUUUAUUGCUUUGGGAGCUAAACAAUCUUCUUCAUCAAGGGAUGAUUCCAAAAGACCCACUACUUUGUCGAAACCUUCCACAUCUCAUAUGCCAUCAACUUCUAGUAAGUCAGGUGAGAAAUUAAAACGAGAAGCAUCUUCUUUGAGUUUAUCGAAUGUUCCCGUAAAGAAAAUGAAGGUUAGUUUACCAGGAGCUAGAUCAGCUGCUGUUCCUACUCUUCAUUCAAAUGAACGAACUCAAGUUGGAGCUGAGCCAUGGGAAACUCUCGCAUUAGAAUGUGAAGCAUCAGAUCUUUUUGAAAAUAUAAUGAAUAACAUUAACAUUGGAAACAGUGAUAAAGCUGUUGGAUAUAUCUUGGGCGCAAUUAGGACUAUUAAAAAUCAACGAUUCAAAUUGUGUAAAAUCACCUAUAGCAGCUUAUUACUUACAUGUGGCUGUAAACCAGCAACUUUUACAAAUGAAAAUAUUUUAGCUGCUAUCAUAAGUGUAAUCAGAAGAGAUGUGAAUGGAGGAUUUAAAACUUCCAAACAAAGUAACUCCUAUAUUCACAUUUUACUUAUCAAUUUGUUGACACAUGCUUAUUCCGAUAUAGGAUCCUGGCCCGAAGUUUUUGUUAAGAUUUUUGUAGAAGAUGCCUUAGGAGACAGAAUAUGGAUUGACAACCCAUACUGUAAACCAUUUGUUGAUAAUAUCAUAACUGCUUUUAAUACAAAGUUGCCCCCAAAAUCACUUUUUCUUUGUGAAAACUGGAACUCGGUAGUUCGGGAUACUUCAAGUCCUCUUACAAUAAAUAGUAUUGAUGAUGAAGAAGCAUUUGGUGAACACAAAGGUAUAGUAGAUGGGUGGAAUACAAAGAUUUAUCCCAGAUAUAAUCAGAAUCAGGAUGGUGUUGAACAAUUUGUUUUGGAAGCUUUGAAGGAACAACUCAAUAGAAGACAGCAGCCAGAAACAAUAAGUAAAAAUUUCAUCAGGUUUUUAAGCAUUGCUUGCGGUCUUGUUGAGAUAAGGGUAAUAGCCGUUUCAAGAAUUGAAACAUGGUUACAUAAUCACAAGCACAUGAAAUCCGCUCAAGAACUUCUAGCCUAUUUGUGCUAUAAUUGUUCAGCAAGUACUCCACGGGACAUGGAGGUCAUCUCGCAACUAAGUAAACUUCGUCUGAAAAGUAAGCCUAUGCUUAUUUUCUUCAACAACUGCUUGAAAGAAAUGGUUUAUUCAUCACCAACAAAUCUUUAUCCUCUAAUGAAGUACACAGUCUACAAUGAACUAUCAAACACAAGAAAUAACAACAAUCUUGUUGUUGUUGGUGGAUUAUUUCAAGUUGCUCCAGAGGCAAGUGCCGAUGCAUUUGCCGAUAUUUGCCUCGAAUUAUUGCUGAAUAAGGAUGACUACUUACGAUCUGUAAGAGCUUUGUUGAAAGAAAUAAAUAGAGUUUCAAGACAUGAAUUGAAUCUUUAUAAUGUUGUUCACUCCUUACUGAAAGAGAGGAGAGAUUUUACAGCAAAUGUCAAAGACUCUGAAGUGAGAGAUCGGGUAUUCCUGGCAGUCGGUGAUUUGGCCACAAUGUGCAUGCUUUUAUGUGUGAAUCCUACUGUGCGUGAUGCUGUGAGUCAAGCUAAAAGAGAUACAAACGUAUUAAAAGCUUUUCAAGCGCAAGUUAGCCAAAUUCAGAAAGAAGCAGUAACUUGGUUACAAGAGUCCGCUAUGAGAAUCUUCAGACCAAGUGCUAGUGAUUACCAUCAUGUGUUGUUAAAAGUGUUAUUUUUGGAACAAGCCGAACAUUACUGCAAAGUGGAUUCUUGGCCUGGUGAAAAUGAGCGCAAUUUAUUCUUGAGGCUAGCAAGCGAAGUAAGACUCCUUGAGGGCACAGUAGUAAGAAUACUAUUGAUUGGAAUGUCGAAAGAAAACGUAGUACAUCCAAAUGAAGCAUUAGAUAUAAUCGAGCAAUUAAUCAAAAGAGCCGCCAAUCUUCCAACGGAUCUGGAUCCACCUUUGAGUAUAAACAAUUUGGACAUAUUUGAAAUGUUCUUCAAUCUUUGCAAUUAUGUCUAUCCAGAAAACAUUGUUUUUCCUCCUGGAUAUGUUCCUCCAACUUUGGCACUUAGUGUGUCCUAUUGGAAAGUUUGGUUGAUUCUCUUAAUUUUGGCUGCACAUAAUCCUACAACAGUUGGUAAUAUUGCAUGGACAAAAUAUCCAACUCUUAGAAUGUUAAUGGAAAUGUGCAUCACAAAUUAUUUCUCAUUUCCACCACCUACAAUGGUGUUAUCAGAGGAAGAUUUUCAAAAUAGAGAACAACAAAUUAUAACACUGGAGAGGCAGAAAAUUAUUGAAUUUGAAACACAUUUUGCCGCAGGCUGUAACAAAGCCGAAAUUACAGAGCAAAAUAGUUUCUUGCUGCAUCAGUGUAUGGAACUGAAGCCAGAGGGUGAAGUAAGGAGGCCUACACCUCAGAUAUUGGAGCAAUUGCAAAAUCUAAAUAAUAGCCAUCGAUUGGGACAUCUACUUUGUAGAUCAAGAAAUCCAGACUUUUUAUUGGAUAUUAUGUCAAGACAAGGAGGUACUGCGCAUAUGCCAUGGUUGGCAGAAUUAGUGCACAGUUCUGAAGGUGCAAUGGCUCAUCUUCCAGUGCAGUGUCUCUGUGAAUAUCUUCUUUCCACUGCACCUGCUGAAAAAUUAACCAAACAAGGACAGUUAUUGAGUCAUUUGAGGACGGUAGUUAAUAGCAAUGAUCCUCAAAUGGCAUGUGAGGUUUUAGAAUAUCUUUUCAGGCGAUUAACUUCAGAUCAUGGAGCUAGUAGAACUCAAGCCACUAAAGGUUUGAUUCUAAUACUUUCUCCUACUGAAGACACAGAAGUGAACACCAACAAUACUACAUGGCUCACCCACUACAUCUAUCAGUUUCCACACUUUCUUAUCAUAAAACCUGUACUAAUUCAAUUUUUACGUCAAGCAUUGCAAUGUGAAACCAAUCCAGCACGUGUUUCCAGUUAUAUAAAUUUCUUAUCAACACAAGAUUGUAUUGAACCAUUCUCAGAACUCAGCGACUUGGUAGCAGACUUAUCUUCAGUCAUAAUAGAAAGACACAGUGUAGCAUCUUAUGUGUUAUCCGGUGAUAACAAUCCUACAUUAAAAAAUUUGAUUUCAAUAUUUUAUCUUCAUAUUAGAAAAUCUUUAGAGUAUGGAGAAGAGACAAUUAAUGCUCUACAAAAUUUUACAACCAGCGAGUAUGUACUAGUAACUUGGCCAACUGGAGAACAGAGUGUUAUGCUCAUUCUAGUUAUUCAUGCAGCUAUCGUACUCUUAACUUAUGGUCCUAUUGAAGACUUUGAACCUUUUAAUUUACUGCUCAAUAUGUGGUUUCCAAAAGAUUCUGAACAUCCUAGAGCUUAUCACGUUGAAACAACAGAGGAAACUUCUUAUUUGCCAGACUGGAUUAAAUUGAGAAUGAUACGUUCCAAUGUUUCCCAUCUAGUCGAUGCAGCCAUAGAAAAACUAGAGCCACAAAAACUAAUAUUAUUUAUCCAAUCCUUUGGUAUACCAACGAAUUCUAUGAGCAAACUGUUGUGCACUUUGGAUAAAACUACAUUACAAAAUCCAAAAUUGGUAGUGGAUUCUGUCUUAGAUAAGACAUAUAUGAUUCAACUUGUUGAAGUUCAGAAUAAGAGAGGUGCAGUUGGUGGAGACACAUUUGUUAAGGCCAUAGAGAUGCAAUUGCCCCCUGUUCAGGAUGUAGAUGUGAAUUUAAAUCUAGAGACUAAGAAACCUCUACCUCUGGUUGCUAAGAAAACCUCUAAACAAUUGAAUGAAAAAGAAGUUGUCAAUUUAUGUAAGAAUCUCUUUGACCCAAGAUAUCUCGGUGAUAAAGAUAAAAUUGUCUCACAAAUAGUGAAGGCUACUGCUGAAAGUAUACCGUUGUCAAAUAUUUGUUUCAAUUACUUGAAAUCUUUAGCAGAUCAAUUUAUAAUAACCACAGUAACUGAUUUCACAUCGGUUUCUUUAUUUUUCAAAAUUUUAUUGAAGAAUAAUUUGAAUCAGCCAGGUAUUGCAGAAUUUGCUUCAACCCUUUUGAAAUCGAUUCCCAAAAAAAAUUCUUCAAUUGCUGCUGUACUCACGGAAUUUCUGAAAAAGUCCUUGCAUAUUGAAGUUGAGGAGGAAGAUGCUGUGACAAUGCCUCAAAAGCAUUCCAUUGAGCAAUUCUUCAAAGAUUUUGAUAAAAAAGAGGAUUUUCCAGAAAAUAUAUUACAUUCAUUGUUUUCUGCUUUGGAAAAUGGCAGCAAUACUGGAGAAAAUGAAAUACUGGAUAAUAAAGAAUUACAGAAGAUAAUAUUCAGGAGGAAAAAUGUUUCCUGCCGGCCAUUCUUCAUGUCUCUUGCUCUUCAGAAAGAUAGCUGGCAAAAUUUGCAUAAUCUGAUGCAAUACAUAUUUGAACAAGAUGUCUCAAACAUAUGUCCUGUAUCUGCUCUAGACUAUCUGACUGCUCUCAGUCAAAGCCCAAAAUUGUGGCAGGGUAGAGACAAAGCUUUUUCCAAGCAUGACCAAUUUGAUGAUGUUCUAAAGUUAGAUUUUAAUCAGCUCACACUUGUUGUGCAAUUUAUUUUGGAGGAAGCGAAGUUACAAAAGGAGAACUGGAAAACUAAAAUGGAGUUCAGGCUCCAACUUUUGUUAAAGUGCAUCGGAACGCAUGCUCCUCAAAUUGUUAAGUCGCUCCUAGAAUCUUCUGAUGAACGUUCCCAGGAACUGAUGUUAUUGAUUUAUAUGUCCCUUCCUGCUGCUGGUCAAGGACUGGUGAAUGAGAAAUUAAAUUUAUCAAAAGAAGCAUAUUCAAAGAAUUGCCCAAGUGCUGUUGAUCAACUUUCUCAUACGUUGUUGAGUGCCUUAACUGCAACACCACGCGUGAAAGAUUGGAAUAGAAAGAGUGCCGAUCUUAAUGUAUGUGCUAGAAAGCUAGCUUCUACACAUCCAAUAUUAAUACUCAGGCAGCUGCCAAUGUUAGCAGGUAGUUUAAAAGGAAGAGCCCAAUAUGAUUGGAAUGUCAUGAAAAAUAGAGGACACUUGAACCUUUUCCGUCAAAUAUUUGGAUUAAUGGAAUUACUUCAGCCCAUGAUAUUUGAACAAACUAAAGCUUUAGGAGAUCUUCUUGAUUCCUAUUUUCUUCUUUUACAAUAUCACGGGCAUUCCAAAGAUUUAUACGGUCUAGUACAGCGUUUGGUGAUUUUUAUUCAAAAUUGGAUGCAGAAAGAUAUAAAAUUAGCAUCCAAAUAUCUUCAAGAUAAAGGAUCAAUUAUAAAUGAAAUUCAAUUUUACCAACCAGCUAUCAGACCACUCCUAUCAAAUAUUUCUCUUCCAACUGGAGAACAAAACACUUCAAGUGAAAUUUUAGUAGGUACUGUGACACCCAGGGUAUCGGAGCCUCUUCCACAAAAUUGGUGCGUUCUUUUAGCAGCAUUACAGGAUACUGAAAAUAUUUCUGCUUUAUAUGAACUGGAACAUCUUACUGCAAAACGUCCUGAACUGCUCAAACAUACUUUGCAUAUUCUUUACAACUGCGUUAAAUCGUCAAAUGGAGCUAUUAGAUCCAUAGCAAUUAAUUUAAUUCUUAAAUGGUUAAAGUUCAAUCCUAAGGCAUCUGAAGAAGCCCUCUCUUUUAUUCUUACAAGUUUGGACAGUGAUAAUGGAGAUAUUAUUAUCAGUAUUUUGGAAAGAUUACCAGAAAUUGUGUGUGUAAUGCAAGAAUAUGCAAAGAUUAUUUUGACCAGAGUUUUCAAACUUGGAAUGAAAUCUACAAUAAAUACAUCAGUUGUAAUACAAGAUAGUAUCAACAUGUUAUGUUUGCAAUCUGGAUGUUAAAUUUUGAAAAACUAUGUAUAAUAAGAAUAAAUUAUAACUUACCAUAUCAUUCUUUAGAAAAUGUUACAUAAUUAUGUUGAUUGUUUUUAUUUUAUUUUGUAUUCCAACAGUCCAUCUAUAUAAAUUUUAAAAUAGAAGCCCUAAAUUUACUCAACAA
This is a messenger RNA of Harmonia axyridis, 6266 nucleotides long. RefSeq names its product integrator complex subunit 1 (gene IntS1). The transcript is spliced from 18 exons. Gene Ontology annotation, cellular component: integrator complex. The coding region runs from base 194 to 6109 and encodes 1971 amino acids. Gene Ontology annotation, biological process: U2 snRNA 3'-end processing. Lineage: Eukaryota; Metazoa; Arthropoda; Insecta; Coleoptera; Coccinellidae. The record is from RefSeq and is a predicted model, not a curated record.